Molecule: messenger RNA, 126 nt
Organism: Racocetra fulgida
Lineage: Eukaryota; Fungi; Glomeromycota; Glomeromycetes; Diversisporales; Gigasporaceae
Source: the annotation of a GenBank genome assembly
AUGACGACAAAAGCUGAAGUUGACUCAGAAACCAUACCAAGCAUCAGGCCAGAACUUGACGAGUUCAUAGAAGGGGCAGUCAAUAUUACUAACACGUUAUCAUCUUUCGUUCCAAUACUUGGCACU